UUGGCCAGCCGAUCGCAUUUGUUAGUUCAACCGGGAGAGACAGGAACACGUGCACAUGUGGGGGAGCUUGGCAUUACGCGACCAGUUGCUGAGCAACGUGCUCAACGUGGGGGUUGCUUCUGCGCUGCAUUGCAGGCGAGUGAAAACACUGUAACUCGGGUUAGUAACACACCGGUCCGCCCCACGAUUACGCGAGCGACUCGCAAGGAUCGCUCGCGUAAAGUGGCGGUUAUGACCGCCAUGAAUAACCACGGUGCAGUGUGGGGUGAGCGUAUAAGACGACUGGCUCACGAAAUGUUCAAGGAAGAGAAAGACGUGACGAUAGUGGACUUGCACCAGCAAAUGCGCACAUCCUACCCAGAAUUUGCGUUGUCAACAAUGUCAUUGUGGAGGCUUAUGAAAGGUCUUGGAUUCUCUUACAAGAUCCUCAAAGGCCAACGCUACAUUUUCGAGCGCUCGGACCUUGCGCGGAAGCGAUCGUUGUACUUGAGGAAGAUCGAGGAGCUAGGAGAAGAGGGACUGCGUGGUGUACAUGGACGAGACGGUAUGGUGAAGAAGAGAGGCUGGAUGGACAACACCCUGUCGCGCUUUCCCUCCGAGGAAACCAUACAGCAGUAUUCCUGUGGCAAGACUGCUGGGAAGAAUAAAGGGAAGCGCGGCAUCGUUAUUAUGGCAUUGUGUGAAGGUGGAAUCAUACCCGGCUGUACCCGCGUUCUCGUCUGUGGACCCCGAACUGCGCAGUAUUCAGAGAUGGACCACACGAUUUUUGAAGAAUGGCUGCGAUCGUCAAUCCCCCUGAUGAGGGAAGUUCGCAGCUGGUCGGAAUGUCACUCUAGUACUCGACAAUGCACCUUACCAUACGAGGGUACUAGAGAGGGUAAGGACAAAUUUUGUACACACUAUUCAGGACUGUGUAAAUGUUCCGACCAGGAGCUCCACGAGGCAGGAACAUCAUGGACUACCUCUCCUCACAUGGCAUCGAAAGGAGGUUCGUUUGUCCAUCGAGAUGAAGUCAGCUACCGUCCUGUAACGCUAAGUUUAGCUGGACCUCUUCGUUACCAGUCGAGGCGGAGUCUCAGCCCUACGCACUGGAGCUGUGCUGGAGUUAUCUCAAGCACCAUCUUAACAAGUUGGGAAGAGCCUACAGAUAGGCUGGAGACAGUGAGAAUUAGGGCUGUCGAGAUUUUGAGGAACGUGCCGAGGAGUCUCUGCGAGGGAUGGUGCUGGGAGGCAAUGAAGGAGGAGGACUCCGCACGGCUUAAAGAGGCGCUGGAUGCCAAUAAUAAUAAUGUUGGCAAUGAGGAGAUGUUCUCCUCACUAGACAUUUCAUCUGAUAGUAGUCUGUCAGAUGAAUCGCUAGAUGGAUUCAGUGUGGAACUGUAG
Ostertagia ostertagi is the source of this 1383-nucleotide messenger RNA. The record is from the annotation of a GenBank genome assembly. NCBI's taxonomy places the organism in Eukaryota, Metazoa, Nematoda, Chromadorea, Rhabditida, Trichostrongylidae.